AUGGGAUCCCUUCAUACUGAACUUUCACCAUCGCCAGCCUUCUCUUCUGUGCGUUCCGCAUUGGCCCAGAACAACAACAGAAUCAUUCUCUGUGAAUCUCACGAUGGCACCUCCACAGAGAUCAUCAGAGCAACUGUUGGUAAGAACGGCCAGAAGUUCGACGGCAUCUGGUACAGUGGUCUCUGUCAGACUACCUAUCUCGGCAUUCCAGACAGUGAGACGCUCUCCCCACUCCAACGGGCAUCACUCCUCGCACUUGACGGGGAGCUCAAGCGCAAAACAAGCAACCGCUCCCUCUGCGCCGCUUUUGACGCAGAUAGUGGUGGUGAUAUUGCAGAUAUCCCUGCUUUGGUCGCACUCAUGAACCUUGUCGGCGUCGGCAUGGUCGUCAUCGAGGACAAGGCCGUUUCAGCCCCAGGCCAAAAGGUCAACUCGCUUGCUGCGUCAUCUGCUUCACAGGCUCUGGCUGAUCCCCACGAAUUCGCGGAAGUAAUCCGCGCUUUCAGAGAGGUGAAUGCAAAGGCAAAGGGAGGCCCCAUGAUCACUGCUCGUAUUGAGUCCUUCUGCUGCCGUGUCUCUAAGGCAGAUGCGGAAGAAGAAAGCAGAUCUUACGAGGCUGCACACCAAGAUGCCCUGAACCGAGCCAAGGUCUACCAUGAGGCGGGUAUCGACGCUAUCAUGAUCCACUCCAAGAGCAAAUCUCCCCAUGAGGUUACUCGGUUCUUGCGCGAGUACCGCGAGUUCGACUCCCAGACACCUCUUGUUGUCGUUCCAACUACCUACUCAGAGAUACCCAAGGAUGCUCUGUACGAGGCUGGCGCCAACGUUAUCAUCUACGCCAACCACUUGAUGCGCGCCAAGAUCAGCGCUGUUGGCUCUAUCUCUGACAAGAUCCUAGCCAAGAACUUGGACCUGUUUUACAACGACGCUGAGAUACGAGCAAUGAUUCAGGCUCGCAACUACGGUUGCCUUCUUAGAAAGCUACGGAACCGUAGUGCUUGGGGCGAGGAGAGCAAUGAGGCAAGGAUGUACAGAAUUGUUGCGGAGGCGACGGCCUCGGAGAACAUUCAGGCUACUGUGAUCGACUUGCUAGAGGGGAAGCUUGCAGGGUGCGAGGCAGACACGCGCAUUGUCAGCGUCAAAGAACUUCUCAAGAUCAAUGCAAAGCAGGUAGUUCCCGUAGCGGAGCUUGUCACCCAGGUAGAUGUUUACUAG
Fusarium proliferatum ET1 is the source of this 1215-nucleotide messenger RNA. RefSeq lists its product as uncharacterized. The record is from RefSeq and is a predicted model, not a curated record. NCBI's taxonomy places the organism in Eukaryota, Fungi, Ascomycota, Sordariomycetes, Hypocreales, Nectriaceae. Gene Ontology annotation, molecular function: catalytic activity. The coding region runs from base 1 to 1215 and encodes 404 amino acids. The transcript has a single exon.